AUGUCGUCAGAAAUUAUAAAUGGGGCCCUAUCGUUUCCUAUGAUAGAUCUACAAGAAGAAAUAUCAUAUCCAACUCCAUUUAAUGAACCAUAUGAAUUGAUACUAUUUCCAAAGAAUAAACAACUUAUGAUCGCGGCCAAGAAAGUAGCAAUUAUUAACGGAUCCCUCAUAUCGAAGAUUCUAACUUAUGAUGAAAUCAUUAUCAAUGCAACGUAUACUAAUUUUGUAAGUAAGGCUGAAAUUACUGAAGUAUUGGCUGUAUGUUUGAAGAAAUCUAUUCAUAUUUAUUAUCCCGACGGUAGAAUAUAUUGUGUGAACUUACCAUUCACAUUGAAAAACGCAUUACCCUUUGAGACAGGAAUGGUGCUACAACGAGAUCAAAAUGAAUCGUUUAUUCCUCAUAAUGGGGCUACCUAUAGCAAUACUUCACAUUUGAAUUCUGCCACAAUGUUAACUUUGGUAGAUCCAAUUGAUGAUUUCAGGAUCAUUUCAACAACUUCAACUUCUGUGAUAUCACAAAAUGAGGAGUUGAUUACAUUCCCUCGACGGGAUAUCAACAAGAUGGGUUCAUUAGCAGUUACAUUUAAUUCCCAUGAUGGUUCAAUCAACGUUUACUAUGUCAAAUCUCCUUCUCGAAAUGUACAAUUUGGCCAGAACCUGUCCUCAAAGCUACAGAAAAGACGCUAUGGAUCAAUAACUACACCCAAUCCAUCAAGAAUUUUGGAUGAUGACGGUUCAUUUGAGCCUAUGCAUUCAAUGUCGCUCAAUAUGGAGAAAAAACGUACCAGUACAUUGUUGUCUGAUGUUUCAUCAAUGGGGAGAAUGGGCAGCGACUUCCAUAAUCUAACACAAGACUUCACUGGCUUCAAAAAAGAUAUGAUACUAUCUAAAAUUGAAACUUUUGGUAAUCGAUUGACAAAAGACUCAUUGCGUAUAUUUAAUAUUUGGUUUGAUGAUCAAGAAGGGAUUGUUGUAUUUAACAAACUCAAAAAGCAAUGUAAUGUAUUGAUUUACAAGAAUGCUUCAACUGGCAAACACCUGUUUGUUUACAAAACUUCUUGUCUUGAUUGUGUACCAUUAAAUUCAACCAAGUUUGAAGGAAACUUAAUUUUAUUGAAACAGAAUCAAAGACUCACGAUUGUCAAUCCGUUUAUUGAUAUGAGGUCAACUACAAGAAUACUGGAAUCCAAACCACAAGUGCAAUCCUUGAUUAGUGCUUGUGAUUGUAAAGUUGUUUUAAAGUUUUCCGACAAUUCAACAGCUGUUACUGAACUAGUUUUAGAACCCUCGACCCAGUUGGUUCAAUCAUGCCUAAAAUGUUUCCAGUACUUGUCGGGUUCCACCAUUAACCAGAUCAUGUGGAUGCUAUGGAGAUCUGCGUAUGUCGAAGACAACUACUGUGAUGAAUGGGAAGCAUUUGUCAUUGCUUUGCUUUCUUUGAUUUUUCCAUUUACUGAAGGGGUACAAUGUGUUGGAAAUCAAAUCACAAGACUAUUACCAGCAGCGAAGAGACUCCACGAAUCGUCUCAGGUUAAUUAUAACUUUCUUGAUUUAAUUCCUUAUAUAACAUUGUCGUUACAUUUACUUCGUGAGGAAACUAGAUUGGAUUCUACAAUGGGAAUCAGUCUAGGCAAACUAAAUUAUCUAUUGUGUCAAUUAACGACAUGGAUGGGAUGGCCAGAAUCGUGGGUAAGAUAUUAUGGUGUAAAACUGGACGCGAUUGAUCAAAAUAUUUGGUUUUUGCUGGCAUUGAUAUUACAGUCACCACCAAAUUUGUUACAUUCAUUGGCUAGUUUGUUCACAAAUAAUAUUGUUCCAUAUUUGUCAUUCUCUCAAUUGGUUGAAGAAACAGACACAGUUGACGCGUUAGUGACCCCCAGAACAUACUGUAUUUUGAAACUAUUUGAAGUUCUUGUGUCUUCACAAUAUGGCCCUUCAGCGAUUGUUGAAUUAAUGUCAGAGCUCGGGGUCACCAAAACGAUUCUAGAGACGUACCCAUUAGGAAUUGCUAUUCCUUUGAAAGAAGCCUUGCUGGUGUGCCAAGAGCAUCCAAAUUUUGAUUGGACACCCCAGGGAUUAGAUCUAGUAGGGAGACAAGAUUUGAACAAAUUCAUAACAGGACUGAGCUCAAUUAUAGAUUACUCAACAGAAGAAAACAAAACGUCAGGUAGUAUUGGGUCAUUAAUCUCAGAAGUAUUGGAUGAAAAUGAACCAUUAUCGCAUUUGGAUAGCCAGUCGGAAAUGGAGAGAUUGUCCAUUACGAAGUUGAUUUUUGAUAGUGACAGAAGGUAUUUUGAAAUCACAACACUUUUGCACCAGACGAAAGUACAGUCGGCUUAUUUGAAAGCAAAUGAAAACAUUUCCGAGUAUGAAUUGGUAUUACUACAAAGAGAGCUAGCAGUUGUUGUUGCCUUGCGUACGUUGACAAUUCCUUUAGGCAGAGCUGCAUUGGUUUAUGCCAGUAAGAAGCCAUUGUUAACAGAAAAGUUUCCUAUUCCAAAAUUUAAUUUAAAUACAUUGAUUCACCCUACUAUGACCAAUAUAGUUUAUUCAGAUGAAAGGGUACCAAAAAAUUUUUCAGAAUGGGGGUAUUUCCAUAAUGGUGUUUCAUCUGGGUUGAGUAUAGGACCAGACGCCAAGGGGAUCACUGGAAGUUGGAUAAUCUUCAACAAACCACCUGAAUUAAACUCCCAACAUGCCGGAUUCCUAUUAGGAUUGGGAUUAAAUGGUCAUUUAAAGAAAUUGGAAGAAUGGCAUAUAUACAACUAUUUGGGGCCAAAACAUCCAUUGACAAGUGUUGGAUUAUUAAUUGGUAUGGCAGCAAGUUUACGAGGUACCAUGGAUAAUAAGUUGACGAAGGUGCUUUCUGUUCACGCGGUGGCAUUAUUACCACAGGGAGCAAAUGACCUUAAUGUCCCAACGAUGGUCCAAACAGCUGGGCUAAUUGGUAUUGGUUUAUUGUAUUUAGAGACGCAGCAUCGUCGAAUGAGUGAAGUAUUGUUGUCCCAAAUCACUGCAUCAGUAUUUCAAAAUGACACUGAGAUUGUACAUGAAGGAUAUAGGUUGGCAGCAGGUAUAGCGUUGGGAUUUGUUAAUUUAGGUAAAGGGGAUGAUUUGAGAGGAUUGAAUGAUACUCAUGUCAUCGAUAAGUUGAUGACGUUGGCAAUUUCUAUGAAAGAUUUCCAACCUGUUCAAGAAUUGGGUAAAUCCUGUUGUGGCGCCAUUAUGGCUUUGGCAUUCAUUUACCUUAAAACCGAAAAUACUAAUGUGGCCAACAAGUUGAAAUUGCCUGAUACAGAUCAGUUAUUAGAUUACAUCCGUCCGGACUUGUUAUUUCUUAGAUCAUUAGCCCGGAAUUUAAUUAUGUGGAACGAAAUUGAUUGUACUAUUUCUUGGGUGGAAUCGCAAAUGCCAGCAGCUGUAUUUCAAAAAUACGUUAGAAGCGAAACGAGGGAGUUUGAUCAGCUUGAUGGUGACCAGUUGACCUAUUUCAACAUUCUAGGAGGUGCUUGUUUGUCUAUGGCUUUAAAAUUUGCUUCAUCUCAUAAUUUGAUGGCAAGAGAUACAAUACUACAUUAUCUUGAUAAAAUCAUGGAAUUGAGUACAAAGCUGGCUGUGAAUUAUGAUCAGAAAAUAGCCUACAAUGGAUGCAUCAGUCUCCAAAAUAUCUUGGCUGUUUGUGCAGCGGUUAUUAUGACAGCAAGUGGUGACUUGCAAGUGUUUAGACGACUCCGUGUGUUGCACAAUGACACUAAUAAGAAAAUGGGGUUUGGUGGAUAUAUGGCUGUCAACACAGCAUUGGGAUUUCUCUUCUUAGGUGGUGGACAAUAUGCAUUUGAUAACUCACCAUUUGCCAUUGCCAGUUUGGCUACUGCAUUGUACCCAAUAUAUCCAACGGAAAACAGUGAAUAUGAGAUCCAUUUACAAGCGCUUCGACACUUUUGGACUUUGGCACUUGAACCAAGAUGUUUAGUGGUGAGGGAUGUCAAGACAAGUAAGCCGUGUAAAAUUCCGAUCCAUAUUACAAUGAAGGAUGGAUCUACUAAAGAAAGUUUAUCACCAUGCUUGUUGCCCAAUAUCGACAGUAUUGCUACAAUAGAAACAAAAUCUGCCGAUUUCUUUAAAGUGGUUUUAAAUUUCCAAUCAAAUUCGGAGUUUUUGGAAAAAUUCAAACAGUCAUUAACAUUGUACGUGGACAAGAGGAAAAACUAUCAAAUAUUAAAACCUAAUGUGGCAUCCAUUCUACAAAACAGUCAUAAACUUAGUGAACCCAAUCAAUUGGAUAGUCUCGUGUUAGCAAACUCCGAAGUGAUGACACGUCUUGGUGAAAAUGCACAAAAGAUCUGGAAUUUUGAAAAUAAUACUCAAGCUUCUACAGACUUGUUUUCGUCAAGUACUAGUUCAGGUGUAUCCAUAUUCAACAUUAUUGAUAAUCAGUUAGAAUUGAUAGAUGAUGUUCUUUGUCCGCAAUCCAUUGAGAAAAUAUGGAACUUAAAGCUAUUAUUCGACUAUGCAUCCAAUACAGUUCGCAAUGAUGAUUUGCAUUAUGUGUCGGUUGAAUUCAUUGAGAAUUUGAAACAGAAAUUAUGGAAGAAUAUAUAG
Messenger RNA from Candida tropicalis MYA-3404, 4602 nucleotides. It is a transcript of the gene APC1, whose product is annotated as anaphase promoting complex subunit 1. Gene Ontology annotation, molecular function: molecular adaptor activity. The coding region runs from base 1 to 4602 and encodes 1533 amino acids. The transcript has a single exon. Gene Ontology annotation, cellular component: anaphase-promoting complex. Gene Ontology annotation, biological process: anaphase-promoting complex-dependent catabolic process; metaphase/anaphase transition of mitotic cell cycle; protein K11-linked ubiquitination. Lineage: Eukaryota; Fungi; Ascomycota; Pichiomycetes; Serinales; Debaryomycetaceae. The record is from RefSeq and is a predicted model, not a curated record.